Gadus morhua (Atlantic cod) is the source of this 1707-nucleotide messenger RNA. RefSeq names its product syntaxin 18 (gene stx18). The record is from RefSeq and is a predicted model, not a curated record. Gene Ontology annotation, cellular component: membrane; endoplasmic reticulum; SNARE complex. Gene Ontology annotation, molecular function: SNAP receptor activity. The coding region runs from base 59 to 1036 and encodes 325 amino acids. Lineage: Eukaryota; Metazoa; Chordata; Actinopteri; Gadiformes; Gadidae. Gene Ontology annotation, biological process: intracellular protein transport; retrograde vesicle-mediated transport, Golgi to endoplasmic reticulum. The transcript is spliced from 11 exons.
UGAUGACGUAGCGCUCGGUGACGUGUCCGUUUGUUUACAGCUCUCAGGCUACAGCAAGAUGGCUGUGGACAUAACUUUACUUUUUAAAGCCAGUGUUAAAACUGUCAAAACCCGAAACAAAGCCAUGGGCAUAGGGUUUGAUUCUACCAAAGACGAGAUAUUCAAGCGGAGUAAAACAAAGCAUGGAUUCUCCCCCAAGGCUAAGGAGGUGAUCACCAACAUCACGAAACUGAAGGACUUUCUGCUGCAGCACAGGAAGGACUACAUCAAUGCUGGCAGCCUCAUCUCGUCGGACCUGACGCGUAUGACGGACAGCGAGCGGGACCAGAUAGACCAGGACGCCCAGAUCUUCAUGAGGACGUGUUCUGAGGCCAUACGCCAGCUCCGCUCUGAAGCUGAGAAGCAAGUGUUGUCUGCUCAGAUGAAGGAGCACAGGGCAGCAGUACUGGACCUCGUCGAUGUGUAUCUCAGAGGUGUGUGCAAGAUUUACUCUGAGCAGAGGGCCAUCCGAGUCAAGAGAGUGGUGGACAAGAAGAGGCUGUCCCGACUGGAACCCGAGCACCAGGGCAGGUCGGGGAAGGUGGCCGGGCCUGAGCCCAGCGAGGAGAAGACCCCGGCGGUCAAGGAGGAGGGCUCCGAGAGGAACAUGUCUGAGCUGCUGGACAACAGCGUGAGCCCCUGGGAGGACAGCAGAGCGGAGGACGAGCUCUCUCCAGAGGAAAUUCAGAUGUUUGAGCAAGAGAACCAGCGGUUAGUGAGCGAGAUGAGCAGCCUAGUGGAUGAAGUGAGGCAAAUUGAGGGCAAGGUGGUUGAGAUCUCUCGACUCCAAGAGAUCUUUGCUGAGAAGGUCCUCCAACAGGAAACGGAGAUAGACAAUAUCCACCAGUUAGUCGUGGGCACGACAGAAAACGUCAAAGAAGGCAACGAAGACAUUCGAGAGGCCAUUAAAAACAACGCUGGCUUCCGCGUGUGGAUCCUCUUCUUCUUGGUUAUGUGCUCCUUCUCCCUGCUCUUCCUGGACUGGUACGACAGCUAAUGCCUCCCAGACGUCUGAUUGGACCCUACACCACACAACAGGAAGUGGACAUCCUCCUGACCUCCUUGCCUUGUCUGUUUUGUUCAGCUAACACAUGUGUAAUUAUGUCUUAAGGACCCAAUGAACGGAGUAGAACAAAUGAAGAUGAUCAAGUUUGUGUGUAUGAAAUGCAGUUGGUAACCAAGCGCUGGGGCCAGUCUGUGGCUGUUAAGUGGCAGCUUCCAUGUAAUACAGCACUGUAUCCACUAGAGGGCAGCAAUCCUUCUACUGGGUUGAAUGUGACCUGUCAACUUUUAAUUUUGAGUAUUGGUGGGACAAUCAUUGUCUUUGAAGCCACUUCAGUGCUUGCAAAUUAAAUAAAGGAAGCAAUGGUUAAAAAGACAGAGGCUUCAGCUGGUUGUCUUUCUUAUUAUUGCCUCCAAUGCAUUAAAGGAUACUAUGUAGACUUGCAUUGUUUGGGCCAAUAAUGUUUAGGAUUCAUCUAAUGAUAAACUCUUUUUGUUAUCUGACCGUGAACUUUCCCUGUCCCUCAUUCACUUCCAUGUUAGACUGAACUACCAAAAUCCUGGAAUUCCAGGUCGAAAUAAACCACCAAUAGCACUGUCUGUUGCUGCUGUUCAAGUUGCACUGAUCAACCACUUAAUCUAAUAAAAGCCUUAAUGCUUGAAAUA